Molecule: messenger RNA, 2382 nt
Organism: Cebus imitator (Panamanian white-faced capuchin)
Lineage: Eukaryota; Metazoa; Chordata; Mammalia; Primates; Cebidae
Gene: GRB14
Product: growth factor receptor bound protein 14
Exons: 14
Coding region: 537-2159 (540 amino acids)
Biological process (GO): insulin receptor signaling pathway; negative regulation of insulin receptor signaling pathway
Cellular component (GO): cytoplasm; plasma membrane
Source: RefSeq, a predicted model, not a curated record
GAGGGUCAGGGCUGCGCAGACCCCUGUCCCGCCAGCGGUCCUCCCGGCAAGCCCAGCGGGAGCACCCCCUCAGCUGCUCCCCGCCUCCGGCGCCGCCGGGGCCGCCCAGACCCUGGGCUUAGCCUCGCACCCCGAAGCCUACCUGGGGAGGCGGCGGUCCCUGCCGUGCGUCCCGGAGCGGACGGCCCGGGAGCGAGGCCAGCGGCCCCGGGCGUCCCGGGCCACGCGCGGGGCCGGCCUGCGGCUCGCGCGCUCUCCCCGCCCCCUCCGCGCCUCGCCCCGCCGCCCGCGGCCCCCACCCACCGGCCGCUCCUCCCCUCUCCCCACCCUCCUCGUCCGCCCCCUCCCCUCCCCCGCCGCCUCGCACACUGCUCGGCCGCGCGUCUCCGCGGCCGGGGCCCCGAGCGCAGGCUGCGAGGCCACCGCACCUGCAGAGCGCUCGGGCUGCCUAGCCGGCACCUCGCCUCCCGCCGCGCGAUCCCGUUCUCCCCACGCGCCGGGUCUCCCAUGACGCCCGAGCCCCCCGGCCGGCGACAAUGACCACUUCCCUGCAAGAUGGGCAGAGCGCCGCGGGCAGGGCGGCUGCCCGGGACUCGCCGCUGGCCGCCCAGGUGUGUGGCGCUGCCCAGGGGAGGGGCGACGCCCACGACCUGGCUCCGGCCCCCUGGCUGCACGCGCGAACGCUCCUGCCCCCUCCGGACAGGACCCGCGGCUGUCCUGCAGACAGGAGAAAAAAGAAAGAUCUUGAUGUUCUGGAAAUGCCAUCUAUUCCAAACCCUUUUCCUGAGCUAUGCUGUUCUCCAUUUACAUCUGUGUUGUCAGCAGACCUGUUUUCCAAAGAAAAUUCAAGGAAAAAACAGGUGAUUAAAGUAUACAGUGAAGAUGAGACCAGCAGAGCUUUAGAUGUACCCAGUGACAUAACGGCUCGAGAUGUUUGUCAGCUAUUGAUCCUGAAGAAUCAUUACAUUGAUGACCACAGCUGGAACCUUUUUGAGCACCUGCCUCACAUAGGUGUAGAAAGAACAAUAGAAGAUCAUGAACUGGUGAUUGAAGUGCUAUCCAGCUGGGGGAUAGAAGAAGAAAACAAGCUAUACUUUAGAAAAAAUUAUGCCAAAUAUGAGUUCUUUAAAAACCCAGUGUAUUUUUUUCCAGAGCAUAUGGUAUCUUUUGCAACUGAAACCAAUGGUGAAAUAUCCCCCACACAGAUUUUGCAGAUGUUUCUCAGUUCAAGUACAUAUCCUGAAAUUCAUGGCUUCUUACAUGCGAAGGAACAGGGAAAGAAGUCUUGGAAAAAAGUUUACUUUUUUCUAAGAAGGUCUGGCUUAUAUUUUUCUACUAAAGGGACAUCAAAGGAACCGCGGCAUUUGCAGUUUUUCACCGAAUUUGGCAAUAGUGAUAUUUAUGUGUCACCGGCAGGCAAAAAAAAACAUGGAGCACCAACUAACUAUGGAUUCUGCUUUAAGCCUAACAAAGCGGGAGGGCCCCGAGACCUGAAAAUGCUCUGUGCAGAAGAAGAGCAGAGUAGGACGUGCUGGGUGACCGCGAUUAGAUUGCUUAAGUAUGGCAUGCAGCUGUACCAGAACUAUAUGCAUCCAUAUCAAGGUAGAAGUGGCUGCAGUUCACAGAGUGUAUCACCUAUGAGAAGUAUAUCAGAUAAUUCCCUGGUAGCAAUGGACUUCUCAGGCCAGAAAAGCAGAGUUAUAGAAAAUCCCACUGAAGCCCUUUCAGUUGCAGUUGAAGAAGGACUCGCUUGGAGGAAAAAGGGAUGUUUACGUCUGGGCUCUCACGGUAGCCCCACUGCCUCUUCACAGAGCUCUGCCACAAACAUGGCUAUUCACCGGUCCCAGCCAUGGUUUCACCACAAAAUUUCUAGAGAUGAGGCUCAGCGAUUGAUUAUUCAGCAAGGACUUGUGGAUGGAGUUUUCUUGGUACGGGAUAGUCAGAGUAACCCGAAAACUUUUGUACUGUCAAUGAGUCAUGGACAAAAAAUAAAGCACUUUCAAAUUAUACCAGUAGAAGAUGAUGGUGAAAUGUUCCACACACUGGAUGAUGGCCACACAAGAUUUACAGACCUAAUCCAGCUGGUAGAGUUCUAUCAACUCAAUAAGGGUGUUCUUCCUUGCAAGUUGAAACAUUAUUGUGCUAGGAUUGCUCUUUAGUCAAACCAGAAGUGACUUAUUAAGAUAUUGAAGGAAAAGGACUCAAGAAAAAUAAUAAUAGACCAUAAAUAAGGGUCAAUAUGUUACUAUGUGAAAAGAAUGUAUUUUACCAGCAAGUUACAAAAAAUAAUUUGUGCAUUGCAAAUAAGCAAAGACUUGGAUUGACUUUACAUUCAUCAUUUAAAAUUCAUUAGUUAAAAUUAAACCUUAGAAAAAAAAAUGA